AUGGUUAAGUUUUCAACUUUGGGACUUAUUAUCGGCCUUAUUUCUCUACAGGGUGCGACGGCGGCGCCGCCCCCAAAACCAGCGGUAAAGAUUCCGAAACGCAUUUAUUACGUGGGCCCAUGGUUGGAACCCGGGCCAAACGACGUGCUUAGUAUUCCCGCCAAUGCCAACUUCUACUCGAGCCAUCACUAUGCUGUCGACAAGGCGGAAGAGGAAAAGAAAGUAAUCUAUCCGAUUGACACUGAGAAUAUCAAAGAUAAACUCGUCCCAAAGACAUUCGGGCCUUCGGAACCGAUAGAUACAAUGGCGGACUGGACAACAAAACCGGGUGAUAGAAUCCCAGACAGCGCUGUCGGCCUCCCAGAUCGUUGCGAUGAUUAUUGA
Pyricularia oryzae 70-15 is the source of this 384-nucleotide messenger RNA. RefSeq lists its product as uncharacterized. The record is from RefSeq and is a predicted model, not a curated record. NCBI's taxonomy places the organism in Eukaryota, Fungi, Ascomycota, Sordariomycetes, Magnaporthales, Pyriculariaceae. Bases 1 to 384 code for a protein of 127 amino acids. The transcript has a single exon.